UGACCGUUACACCCCAUUGUGUAUUUAGCGCUUGAUCAGUUUAAUGAAAAACCUUCUUCUGAGUUUACAGUUAAUUACACGGGCGGUCUACCACUGUGUGACCUGGAAAAAUCUCCACGCAUGAUAUAUCCGGACAAAAUAGAAAUUGGAAGAAUUAUGUGACAGUUGGUACGCGGUGUACGUACGAACGACUGUGGAGGACUGGCACGUACACAACGUCAAGCUGACUAGCGUAUAACAUGUACGAUUCUAUUCUGAUUGGUUGGGAGUCUGGAGGGCACGACUGCUGAUCUAGUCUGAUCCGACCUGCACAGUGUAAAGAAAUAUCAGUAUUGUUCUGCAUAUUCCACAACUUUGCCUAAAAAAGCUAACUGCACUGUAUACUGAACACUUCUACCGCACUCGCCUGGCACCUGUAGGCCUUAUUGUGAAAAACCGACCAUGAUGAUACGAACCCACGGAGGAAGGAAUCAUGAUAUAGGAGUGAAUGACACUUGACAGGAUGCCUGUGGGCUGUAGAAUCCGUGAUCUUUCGAAGCACAGAACAAUAUAACUCAAUGACAUAGUUAACAAACAAGUGGUACCGACGGGAAAAAAACGUACAACCUGCUGUACAGUGUACAUGUGUACACGGAGCAUUCGUCACUUUUUCAGCGCGUGUUACCCUGAAUAUGUCAUCUCCGGUUGUUGUUCGUCGUGUGAAUUAUUGGGCCGUCCUUGUCAUAACCGACAGCCGGACACUGGAACCUAUAAACAGCUGUAAAAAGUUGGGAAACAAUGCGUUGAGUCUCCUAAAACCUUCACAGACUGUUUACCUGUAAACACACAUUCCUGAGCCCUGUUCCUGACUCCUGAGUUUGUAUGUAGAUAACAUCCCGAGUGAUAAGAGUUAGCAAGGACAACCCGGUUGACUCUGGACUACUUCACCUGCGAGUUCAAAAGGUUUAUCAGGAUCAUCGGGCCUCAACAGUGUGUUUCACUUAGUUCACUCACCGGGCCGAUAUUUCGUAUUGCUUUCAGUUUCUGUUAAGGUGAACUUGGAACUUGGAACUUGAAAGGCACUGUUGUGGUUUUGUGUUACAUUAAUGUUAACACGGAACGCUCGAUACCCGGAAGAGAACAACCCAUCAGGCCAGGCCUAGGCUGCCUGACAGUUUCAUUGCCAGUGACAGAUAGUGUUUACGUCUGAGUGUGCUUUCAGUUCUUGUUGGUGCAGUUGCAACUGAUCAUUUCGAAAAUAUCUUGGUGAUAAUUACUGCAUCGUUGGAAUCAACAAAAUUAUUUCCCUUCGUUGAGUGAGUUUACAGUUUCAGCUUAUCAGUACACAACUGGAAAUAAUUAUGGAUGAGGAGAGUGUGAUGGAUUCCGUGAUGGAUAACUCCACGGAAAGCCCACCGUUCGAGUUUAGCGACUACACCCAGAGAGUCAUAGUCGCCACUAUGUUCCUGAUCGCCUUCGUCGUGGGAACCAUAGGCAACUCGCUGGUGAUCUUGGCCGUGCUGCUGUCCAAAAAGCUCCGCACGACCACCAACGCCUUCGUGGUGAGCCUGAGCAUUGCGGACCUUCUGACCUGCCUGGUCAUCCCGUGGAAUGCCGUGGCACUGCUCGGUAAAGAUGGCCUGCCAGUUGGCGAGUGGAUCUGCAGUAUUGUCGCCAUCGCUCAGGCCACGACGGUCGGCUGCAGCCUGUACAUGCUGGCCUCCAUCGGCCUGAACCGCUUACUGCUGAUCACCCGAGCCUCGACCACCUACCGGGUUAUAUUCACGCCGAGAAAGAUUGCAGUCUGGCUGCUCCUCAUUUGGCUCAUCCCUCUACUGAUUGUUCUGUUACCGCCAGUCUUGAAUGUGGGGGCUGUCGGCUUCAACCCCAAAUACCACACUUGUGGGUCCAUCUCAUCCCACCCUAAAUCCAAUUACUAUGAUCUCAUCAUUGUAGGCACCCUGUACCCCAUCCCUCUCCUGACUUUACUCGUCUGUUAUAUUCUCAUCUGGAGGCACCUGUACCUCCACGCCAAGAGGAUGGUCUCAUCACCAGAGGCUUCCUUUGACUCAACAGACAACCGGCUGUCCGUGGUGUCUAAAUCAGUGGUUACCAUAAACAGUAACCACUCCCACCAGUCCCGUCAUUCCCACCAUCACCUGCCCACUUCUCCAAGCCGCUCAGGUACCGUCAGCCGGUCGCGGAUGAGCAGGCGCCAGACUGAGAUCACCAAGAACAUGUUCUACAUCGUCUGCGGUUUCAUGUUGUGCCUGACGCCCUACGCCAUCUGCCUUUUCUUCGACGACAGCGACCCUGUCCUUCCCUACGCUGCCGCCAUUCUGUUCAUCAAUAGUUGCAUCAACCCGUUCAUCUAUGCUACCAAGCAUCCGCACUUUAAGACGGUCUUUGGUUGCAUCUUUCGCCGGCAGUGGGACCACAUCCCAGAUCCCUCGGAUUCUCUGAAGGCCCUCAGAAGCAGAUGCAGUUGUGGGAGGAGUAGCGUGUACGCAUGAGUGUAGCUGUGAACAAAUGAAACAUUUCGCAACUUUAUCGCAUGUUGAUCUUUUGCUGGUUUCUACCUGACUGACUGUCACUUGUGAAUUGGACUUGCUUUAGCCUCGCCUUCGCCCAAACAUUGAAUUUGACUCAGAUGAUUACCUAUAUAGGCCCCUUAAAGCAAAUUGGCCUGAGCCAGCUUUACUGGGCUUGCCAAACUUGGCUGUAAACUGAGUGAUUGUGAAGUUAGGUUGAACAGCUGACAUUUAAUAUAGUACUAAAUGUAUAAACUAUAAUACACGGAUUCUUUGUUAACAUUCACAACUCUCCAUUUUGUAUAACGUGUAUGAAUAAUGUAUAACAGAUGCAUGUUAGAUAGCAAAGCUUAUAUUUGAAAAAGUUUUAAAAGAAACAAAUAUGUUUGAAAAACCGAACCAAACUCUGUUGUAAUUGCAUGCGGGCCUUAUUACGUAUCGCAACCAAAUGUGAAAGCUCUAUGUACAAUAGCUCGUGCCAUUUUUGAAAAAGCAAAACAUGAAUGUCUACAUGUUUAUGUGCACGAGGAAAAGCGCCAAAAGGUAUUUCUGGAUCCUGCCUCGGAACCUAUUUAAUUGGGACUCGCCCUUUUCUCAAUCGAUCAAUCACAAAACUAUCAAAUUCAUAAUCUUCAUUUAGAACUAAAGUCCUGCAAAUUUCGACAUUUCAGCACGUAGCCAACUCUAUGUUUAUUUACGAACAGAAUUAGUAAGAAUGCAAGGACGGAUGGGGGGGGGGGGGGCAACGGGGGCCAUGCCCCCACCCCCAAACGAACCCUUUUUUAAUUGACGUCGCAAUAAAGGCAGGCACUGCGUACACCACCAUCUUUUCCUCAAAAACAAUUUGGUUAAAGUGGUCAGACUACAAAGCAUCUAGAAUCAAAAAUUGUUCGGCCCCGAACUCCUCCUCGCCGUAAUUGUUUGGACCCACUUUUUGGGGGACCAAACUUUUUUUUGGCCUGCCAAAAAAAAUUGUGUUCUGGAUCCGCCCAUGUAAGAAUGUAGGCUUUCAGUAUGAGAACGAUGUGCCGUCGUUUGAUUAAAAAAAUAUUCAAAGAGCUUUGCCACUGUCCAACA
Molecule: messenger RNA, 3587 nt
Organism: Patiria miniata (bat star)
Lineage: Eukaryota; Metazoa; Echinodermata; Asteroidea; Valvatida; Asterinidae
Product: melatonin receptor type 1B-A-like
Exons: 1
Coding region: 1341-2492 (383 amino acids)
Biological process (GO): G protein-coupled receptor signaling pathway
Cellular component (GO): membrane
Molecular function (GO): G protein-coupled receptor activity
Source: RefSeq, a predicted model, not a curated record